This is a messenger RNA of Ciona intestinalis (vase tunicate), 2607 nucleotides long. Lineage: Eukaryota; Metazoa; Chordata; Ascidiacea; Phlebobranchia; Cionidae. The record is from RefSeq and is a predicted model, not a curated record.
AGUAAUAGUUUUUGCGACGGAACCGGAUAAUUUUGUUUCUUAUUACGUCACUAGCCACUUUAUAGACAAUUCUUGGGACGCCCUGAGGUUUAAAUUUUGCCUCCAUGCCUCGAGGUAUUGCACGAUUACCGAUGCUACAUAACGUCAUCUUACGCCUUUGUGACCUUAGGGUUUGGACUCUACCGUUAUAAUAUUACGACUUCGAAAUGGAUAGACGUGCUUGUGUAUUGCUAGCCAUGACUUUAUGUUGUUUAAAGGCAGCCAAAUCGACCAGAGUUCAGUAUAAUAUGAGGACCAGACAACCACCAUUGACAAUCAAAUAUCUUGCUCCUACCAGGCCGGAGCCACCACUACUGGUUCAACCGGCAACAUGCAGCACGACAAACUGCACUUGGUCGUGGGGUCCUUGCUCCAAAUCUUGUGGCGGUGGAACGCGUACGGCUUCUUUAGAUCAAUCUGAAGGCGCAUGCGGUCAUUGUGACAUGCCAGCAGAUGUAGGCCAAUGUAACACAAUACCUUGCUUGCCACCAAUGCCAGUGCCGUUGGCAUUCCCUUGCUCAUGUAGUGAGUGGGCGACGUGGAGUGAUUGCUUCCUUCGUUGGUGUAACUCAACUACAGGAAUUCGUAUUCGAAGGAGAGCAAAUUCUACAUCAUGUUUAAAGGCAGAGUGUUUGGCGCCGGAAAUACAAAAUUGUACAGGCGCUUGUGUGAGGGGCGAAUGGAGUGCAUACAGUCCAUGUUCUGCUACUUGUGGGGUGUCUAUCAAAACAAGAACGAGAAGUAUACAGCCUCUGUUUUGCGGAGUUAUCUGUACCGGGAAUAUUCAGAACGAAACUUGUACUGUCCCAUCAUGCUCCUGCGUUCAGCGUCCUUGGGGACCAUGGGAGCCAUGCUCAGUAAACAACCUACUGCAAAGCCGCAGAAGAUUCAUGGGUGGCCCUAAUUCCUGCUUUUAUAAUACCACCACUGAGUUCAGACCAUGCAGCAUGCCUAUCACAGGUCCCGCGGCAACGACACCGGAAACUGAACCAUCAGUCACAACUUCGUCUCUCCCGAAGCAAAUACCAACAACGCCUGCAGGUAACAAAAUGUCAACUAAAACUAACGGAUUGUUUGCGUUCAAUCAUACAGUAACCAGUAGUACAGUAGCAGGUAACGAAAUAUCAACACAGGCCAGUGGAAGUACGCUAAACGCAACGGUACAAACCAACAGAACAGCCGGUAACGAAACUGCAACCCAACCUAAUGGAGGUGCAAGAAACGCAUUCAGCCGUUGGAAAUAUGCCCUUGUAUUGCUCAUCGCCAGCGCUAUGUUGGCAAGUUAAUCGAAGCGUGAUUAAAAGAAUGGCGACGUUUUAGCAUGCGUUUGUAUCAUAGUACUGUGAGGGAAAAUGGGACAUAUUUUUACACGCAAUAUCUAAAUAUCCUGAUCGUGGUUUAAACAAUUAACAACAGUCUAUGAAAGUUGUAAGGAUAUACUGAUUGUAAUUCUUGGUCUUUAUUCACUACUAAAUUGUUCGAGAAAAUAGAAUGAUAAGGUGUCCUAUCUUCCCCCACCCUACUCUAUAUAGUAUUUACAUCCGUAUAGCCUACUGUGUUUGUACAUUUUAAAGCAGCUAUGUUAGAUUUUAACCAGUUAAAGCACACACUUGCUGGUUUUGCAUUUAACUACAAAGGGGUUCAUUUGCUGUGUAUGCCCAAAUUAUUAACUCAAUGGCAAUUCAAUAAUGCAGAGAGAACACUGCUAUAUAUAUAAUCAUGUAGUAACUUUAUGCAGUAUAGUAGGGUGGGGGAAAGUGGGACACGUUUUCAUUCUAUUUUUCUGAUCAAGACAUUUGGAUAUUAUGUGCUAAAGGUGUCUCAUCUUCCCCCAUCCUACUAUAUAUAUUUUAAGUACUGUACUAGUAUAGUUUGUAUUUGUAUAUUUAGUACAAAGCCGUGUUGCUUCGUUCUAAUAAUUCUUCCUAGUUCAUCGUAUGUGUGUGUGUGGGGGGGGGGGCGUUUUAUUUAUCCGAAGCCAGUGUACGUAAUAAUCGUAACUUACUGAGUUCUGACCUGUGUCUUACUGCUAGUAAAAGGCUCUUUUCUUCAUUUCUGUUUACGCGCUUUAGUUUUCUCUUUGCCAAGCUGCGUUCAGUCGUGUCGUACGAGUAGUGGUUUAUUGCAAAUUUAUACGAACUUUUAGUGUUUUUUUUUGUAGUCGAACUAAUACAUUAGUGUUAUUAUAUGGUAUAGUAUAUUAAAGAAUAGCGAGAUCAACGAGAUGUUGCAGCUGCUUUUUUAAUUUACUAAGCAAAGUUCGAACUGUAUUUUCAAAUACAACUAGUACUGUAGAUAUUUUCUUUGGGUAAAUAUAAAGCGUAGUUAGAAGCUUUAAACAGCUUGGACAACAAUUUUUGUAUAACCAUAGUAUACUAUACUCUAUAUCUAUAGCAUGUCGAAAUAGUCAAAUUUGUUCAUAAAAGAGAACGUGUUUACCAAAAGUUCCGCAUAUAUAUAAGUAACAAACGUAUACAACAUUGUUUUAAGCGUUUAUUUCCGUAGCAAAGACUUCUGUUAACACGAGAACUCGAUAUGAAUGAGUAACAAUUAUUACAAUCGUAUGGC